GCUCAGCUUGCAACUUUAUUUAUCAAUGAAUCAAAAGUCCUUUUUCUCUGUAUAUGUAAACCAACACCAGAACUAAUCUUAGCAUUGGCUAGAGAAUGUGCUAAAUAUCUUGAAGUUACUGAGAUGGAUGCCAGUGAUGUUAAGAAAAAAGGUUGUGGAUGGUUCUCAACUUGGAGAACAGAAUGGCAAAGUACUAUAUUAGUUGAUUUACAUUCUCUUGAUCAUAUGACUGUUGAUGUACAUAUCAUUUCUGAAAGUGGAACAACAUUGGCACAAGAUAUAAAUAUUCAUAGUUAUAUGAAUUGGUAG
Molecule: messenger RNA, 309 nt
Organism: Entrophospora candida
Lineage: Eukaryota; Fungi; Glomeromycota; Glomeromycetes; Entrophosporales; Entrophosporaceae
Source: the annotation of a GenBank genome assembly